Vitis vinifera (wine grape) is the source of this 7895-nucleotide messenger RNA. RefSeq names its product putative disease resistance RPP13-like protein 1. Lineage: Eukaryota; Viridiplantae; Streptophyta; Magnoliopsida; Vitales; Vitaceae. Gene Ontology annotation, molecular function: ADP binding. Bases 1 to 4314 code for a protein of 1437 amino acids. The record is from RefSeq and is a predicted model, not a curated record. The transcript is spliced from 16 exons. Gene Ontology annotation, biological process: defense response to other organism.
AUGGAAGCUGUUGGAGAGGCUCUUCUUUCCUCUUUCGUUCAACUCUUGGUUAGCAAACUGAAGUACCCCUCUGAUUUGUUGAAGUAUGCCCGCCAAGAGCAAGUCCACAGGGAGCUCAAGAAAUGGGAGGAAACACUGUCGGAGAUGCUUCAACUGCUCAAUGUCGCUGAGGACAAGCAGAUCAACGAUCCCUCCGUGAAAGCAUGGCUCGAACGUCUCCGGGAUUUGGCUUAUGACAUGGAGGACAUCUUGGACGAGUUUGGCUACGAGGCUUUGCGAAGAAAGGUGAUGGCGGAAGCUGAUGGUGAAGCCAGCACAAGCAAGGUACGCAAGCUCAUCCCUACUUGUUGUACUACUUUCACUCCCGUCAGGGCUAUGCGUAAUGUUAAGAUGGGGUCCAAGAUAACGGAGAUCACUCGCCGUUUAGAAGAUAUUUCAGCUCAAAAGGCAGGGCUUGGUUUGAAGUGUUUGGACAAGGUGGAAAUAAUAACCCAAUCCAGUUGGGAAAGGCGGCCAGUCACUACCUGUGAGGUAUACGUACCUUGGGUUAAGGGCAGGGAUGCAGAUAAACAGAUCAUAAUUGAGAUGCUGCUUAAGGAUGAACCCGCUGCAACCAAUGUUUCUGUAGUUUCCAUCGUGGCCAUGGGUGGGAUGGGCAAGACUACUCUGGCAAAACUGGUGUACGAUGAUACUGCAGAGCCCAUAGCCAAUCAUUUUGCUCUGAAAGCCUGGGUUUCUGUAUCAAUUGAUUUUGAUAAAGUGGGAGCAACAAAGAAACUUCUCAACUCUCUUCCUUCUCAAAGCAGUAAUUCAGAGGACUUUCAUGAAAUUCAACGCCAGUUGAAGGAGGCAUUGAGGGGGAAAAGAUUUUUGAUAGUUUUGGACGAUUUGUGGAGAGACAUGCGUGAUAAAUGGGACGACCUACGCUCCCCUUUCUUGGAGGCAGCAUCAGGAAGCAAAAUCUUAGUCACCACUCGCGAUCGAGAUGUUGCAGAAUGGGUGGGGGGACCCAAGAACUUACAUGUCCUCAAACCCUUAUCUGAUGAUGACUGUUGGUCGGUAUUUCAAACACAUGCUUUCCAACUUAUAAAUAUCCACGAGCACCCAAAUUUGGAAUCAAUUGGCAGGAGAAUUGUAGAGAAGUGUGGAGGUUUGCCCUUGGCGGCAAAAGCACUUGGUGGCCUUCUGCGUGCUGAACGAAGAGAACGUGAAUGGGAAAGAGUAUUAGAUAGCAAAAUAUGGGAUUUACCUGACAACCCCAUCAUCCCUGCAUUGAGAUUGAGUUACAUUCAUCUCCCUUCACAUUUAAAGAGGUGUUUUGCUUAUUGCGCAAUAUUUCCCCAAGACUAUGAGUUUAUGAAGGAAGAGCUAAUCCCCUUAUGGAUGGCGGAGGGGCUAAUUCAACAAUCAAAAGAUAAUAGGAGAAAAGAAGAUCUUGGUGAUAAGUAUUUUUGUGAGCUAUUGUCAAGGUCAUUUUUCCAAUCGUCGAGUAGCAAAGAAUCACUAUUUGUGAUGCAUGACCUUGUUAACGAUCUAGCUAAAUUUGUUGCUGGAGAUACAUGCUUGCAUUUGGAUGAUGAGUUUAAGAAUAAUUUGCAAUGUCUCAUUCCUGAAAGUACUCGUCAUUCAUCAUUUGUUCGUCAUAGUUAUGAUAUCUUCAAAAAGUUUGAAAGAUUUUAUAAGAAGGAGCGCUUGCGCACAUUCAUAGCUAUUUCAACACAAAGAUAUUUUCCGACUCGCUGCAUAAGUUAUAAGGUGCUUAAGGAAUUGAUACCAAGAUUAGGAUACCUAAGGGUGCUCUCCUUGAGUGGUUAUCAGAUAAAUGAGAUACCAAAUGAAUUUGGCAAUUUGAAACUUCUAAGGUACCUUAAUUUGUCUAACACCCAUAUUGAAUAUUUACCUGAUUCAAUUGGCGGUCUUUAUAAUCUACAGACAUUGAUAUUAUCAUACUGCCAUAGGCUUACCAAGUUGCCUAUUAACAUUGGACACCUAAUUAACCUUCGACAUCUUGAUGUUAGUGGCGACGACAAAUUACAAGAAAUGCCUUCACAAAUUGGCAAAUUAAAAGAUUUGCAGGUAUUGUCUAAUUUCGUGGUGGGCAAAAACAAUGGUUUGAAUAUCAAAGAGUUGAGAGAAAUGUCAAAUCUUAGAGGUGAACUCCAUAUUUCAAAAUUGGAAAAUGUGGUGAAUGUUCAAGAUGUAAGGGUUGCCCGUCUAAAAUUAAAAGAUAACCUUGAAAGAUUGACACUAGCGUGGAGUUUUGACUCGGAUGGUUCAAGGAAUGGAAUGGAUCAAAUGAAUGUCCUUCACCAUUUAGAACCUCAAUCGAAUCUGAAUGAACUCAACAUUUAUUCAUAUGGUGGUCCAGAAUUCCCAGAUUGGAUAAGGAAUGGCUCAUUCUCUAAAAUGGCGGUUCUAAGUCUCAAAGAUUGCAAAAAGUGCACAUCUUUACCAUGCUUGGGGCAGUUACCAUCGCUUAAACGGUUGUGGAUUCAAGGAAUGGAUGGAGUAAAAAAUGUGGGUUCAGAGUUUUAUGGAGAGACGUGUCUUUCUGCAGAUAAGCUUUUCCCAUCACUAGAGUCUCUAUGGUUUGUAAAUAUGUCAGAAUGGGAGUAUUGGGAGGACUGGUCUUCCUCGAUAGAUUCCUCAUUCCCUUGCCUCCGUACGCUUACAAUUUAUAAUUGCCCUAAAUUGAUUAAGAAAAUACCCACUUACGUACCUUUGCUGACACGGCUCUAUGUUCACAACUGUCCAAAACUGGAGUCUGCACUUUUAAGGCUACCAUCUCUCAAGGAAUUAGAAGUCACGAAAUGUAAUGAGGCGGUCUUGAGAAAUGGAACUGAGCUCACCUCAGUGACCUCACUCACCGAGUUAACAGUUUCUGGGAUCUUAGGGCUUAUCAAAUUGCAACAAGGAUUCGUGCGGUCAUUGUCAGGGCUUCAGGCUUUGGAAUUUUCAGAAUGCGAAGAGCUCACAUGUUUGUGGGAGGAUGGGUUUGAAUCCGAAAGCCUUCACUGCCAUCAACUUGUAUCCUUGGGAUGCAAUCUUCUGUCUUUAACAAUAAAUGAAUGUGAUAAACUAGAGAGGCUUCCAAAUGGAUGGCAGAGUCUAACAUGCCUUGAAGAGUUGAAAAUCAUGGACUGUCCAAAGCUGGUGUCAUUUCCUGACGUAGGUUUCCCACCAAAGCUGAGAAGUCUUGGUUUUGCAAAUUGUGAAGGUCUCAAGUGUCUACCUGAUGGGAUGAUGCGAAAUAGUAACGCCAACAGUAACUCAUGUGUCCUUGAAUCCUUGGAGAUAAAGCAGUGUUCAUCUCUCAUUAGCUUUCCAAAAGGGCAAUUACCCACCACCCUAAAGAAACUAAGCAUACGGGAGUGUGAAAAUCUAAAGUCUCUUCCAGAAGGAAUGAUGCACUGCAAUUCCAUUGCCACCACCAACACCAUGGACACGUGUGCCCUUGAAUUCUUAUUUAUAGAGGGGUGUCCGUCUCUGAUUGGUUUUCCGAAAGGUGGGUUACCUACCACUCUCAAGGAACUCGAAAUAAUUAAGUGUGAAAGGCUAGAGUUUCUACCAGAUGGAAUAAUGCACCACAAUUCCACCAAUGCUGCUGCUCUUCAAAUCCUGGAAAUCUCUUCAUAUUCAUCUCUCACAUCCUUCCCAAGAGGGAAGUUUCCUUCCACCCUUGAGCAACUUUGGAUUCAGGAUUGUGAACAACUAGAGUCAAUUUCAGAGGAGAUGUUUCACCCUACCAAUAAUUCACUUCAAUCUUUACACAUCGGGGGGUAUCCUAAUCUCAAAGCCCUGCCAGAUUGCCUCAACACCCUUACGGAUCUAAGUAUUGAAGAUUUUAAAAAUCUGGAAUUGUUGCUUCCUCGAAUAAAAAACCUCACUUGUCUUACAGAGCUUUCCAUCCAUAAUUGUGAGAAUAUCAAGACCCCCCUAUCCCAAUGGGGCCUUUCCGGACUCACCUCUCUUAAAGACCUUUCCAUAGGAGGCAUGUUUCCAGAUGCAACUUCCUUUUCGAAUGACCCCCGCUUGAUUCUUCUUCCUACAACUCUCACCUCCCUUUCCAUUUCACAAUUCCAGAAUCUGGAAUCCCUAUCCUCCCUGUCUCUCCAAACCCUCACCUCUCUUGAACAGCUAUGGACCGACAAUUGCCCGAAGCUCCGGUCAAUUUUGCCAAGGGAAGGACUGUUGCCUGACACCCUUUCACAACUGCAUAUGUGCCAGUGCCCAUAUCUAAAACAAAGGUACUCGAAGGAGGGAGGAGAUGAUUGGCCCAAGAUUGCCCACAUCCCCUAUGUGAAAAUUCAAUAGAAACACAUCUUUUGAGCAAUAAAUAAGAAAGCAGCUCUUCACAUGGCUCCUAACUUGGCAUUUUCUCUUUAAUCCACUGCAAUCAGAAAUGAGGAUCACUACUUCUCCCUUGCCAGGUGCAUUUUUAGUGCUUGGAAUGUAAAAAGGAGAAGAGAGGAUUAGCUCCCUUUAUAGAUGGAUGACAAAUGGCUUCUGGGCAAAAUUAUCUUCAGCUACGUUAUGCUCAAAUGGGUUGCACAUCUUGUUGGAGUGACAAUGUCAAAUAAGAUGUACAUUAUACGAAUAUUUGACCAUCUGAGAAGCAUCUGAAUCUGGAAACUACCAGUGUGCCUCUACAACCUUAGAAUUCCUCACAUAAGAAAAUGUGGAUCUCAAGUCCCUACCUCAUCAGAUUCAGAGUCUCACAUCUUUUCAACAGAUUCAGAGUUUCACAUCUCUUCACAUGGUCCAGGUUCUGGACUUCUUUCAGAAAGCAAUUUCACUAAUACAAUUGCAAGGGUAUUAAGACACCUUGUCUUUGUGGACCCUCCAAAGAUUCGCCUUUCUCAAAACUCGAUUCAUUCAUUUUAUAUUGUGCAUUGUUAAAUGCAGUUUCCUUUCGACAGUAUUUCUUGCUACAACUCUCAUUGAUCUUUCAAUAAAAAGACUCUCAAAUCUGGAAUCCUUAGCCACCUCCCUUGGUCUUCAAAACUUCAUCUCUGUUCAACUUGUAGAGAUUGAGGAGUGCCCUGUUCUAGUCCCCAUUGCCAAGUGAAAGGCUAUCUGCUGAGUUUUAUCGAGUGUCCACUUCUAAAUCAAAGAUGUUUGAUGGAGAAUAAUGGAGAUUGGCCCCAGAUUGCUUGCUUAGCCUAAUGUGAGAAUAGAUCAUAAAGUCAUUUUUGAACCAUAAUAAGUUCAAAUUGCAAAAAUGGGUGUAGAGGCAAUUCAGUCUUCUCCUAUCCUUACAUUUAAUAAGUGGCUUAGCUAUUUGCGAAAGUCUCCAUGGAGUUGUGUUAGAAAGUUUGACUAGGAAGCAGGUGCUCUCUGAGCAGUUUUAGUUGGAGAUUUGACAUGCAGGCAUAGGAAAAAAAUGACAAAGGAGGGUCCCAUUUGACAACAGUUACAAAUUGGCAUGGAUGUCGCGAUUUCAAUGUUUUCACAUUGUCAAAAGGAAGGAUUCAAUUUGUUGUAUGUUCAAUGCUCUUAUUGUGUUGACAAAAUGGGAUUUGGAGUUCACGUUGGAGAUUACAAGUUUGAACUGAAUGCAAAUUUGAACAAUGCUUGAAAUGAAGAACACUUUUUGGCAUGUCCUGCUAUCUUGAGUUGCACAAGUCAGAGGCUCAAAGAGCACAAACUCUUAUGACUGGAGGAAAGACAACUGACUUCUCAUUCUAUGGGCUAUGCAUCAGAGACACAACUUCUAAAUCCAAUGAUGAGACAUCAGUUCAAGAUUGCUCACAUCUCUUAUUUGGAAAUAGAUGAAGAGAUUCAUCUUUGAUCCAUAAUAGUUGGGAUUCCAAAAAUGGAAGCAGGUAGAGUUCACCCUGUUCUAUCCAUAUAUUCAGGUGCAGCUUCUGACAGCAGUUACAAGCUUUAAGGCUUGACAUUUUCUAUUCAAAGUUUGUUCCCCUUGUUGGUCCCUCCUAUAGUCCCAUGAUUAUUUUUGCGACAGGUUCUCUAACUGCUUAUUCACCAUGUUUCCUACUUUGCUCAGGUGUAGUGACAUUCCAAUUGGAUAUCUGGAAUUUAUAUGUUGUAAUGAAUGAGAAUCUACUAGCUUCAUGCUUCCUAGAGAGCCAAUAAUUGAUGGUUGCAUGCCCAAGUCUAGGGACAAGUUUUUCAUCCAAUGGGCCAGUUUCCUGCAUAUUCCUAAUGAAGGUGGAGAUUCUUAAUUGCCAAAAUUUGGAGUGUAGAGUAGAUGAAUGUUGUCAAAUGCAAAAAAGGAACACUACUUCAAUUGAAUACUGAUUAAGGGUUUUCAAAAGCAUUUUCUCCGGUAUCAGUGUUGGAAGACAAGCUGCCACAGAAACAACUAGCAACUUUGAUUGAGUUGGUGUCUCAAGUCUCCCAAAGAACUCACAAUUGAGUUGGUGCUCAAGUCAAUUUACUUCCCCAAGAUAGGCUAGCUUCCUCCAAUGCUCUAAAAUGUGGAGAUUACAAGUUGCUAAAAUCUGUGUCUAUAUUAGAUGAAGAUGGGGUGAUUCCCAAGAACAACUGCGCAUCCCUUGAAUCAUGUAUGUUGCUCAGUCUCCGCACUAAGCUCCAUUUGUAUUUGGCAAGUGAAACUAUAUUUGAGAGACAGAACUCCUAAAUCCAAUGAUGAGAGAUGACCCAGAGAUAGCUCGCAUAUCCUGUGUGAAAACAGAUGGUGAGAUUCAUGUUUGAUCUAUAAUGGUUCACUACAAUAGCAGAAGCAAGGAGAUUUCACCAUAUCCUAGUUUCAUACCAUUGAAAUUUCCUACAAGUGGAGCUAUUUGGUGAAUUUUGCACUUAACCUUUAUUGUUAAAAAACUUCACUAGGGGGCAGCUUUUAACAGCAGUUAUAAGCUUUAUGGCUUUACAUUUACGAUUCAAUGUUUGGUCCACUUGUUGGUCCCUCCCACAGUCCAAUGAUUCUUUCUAUGAUGGGUUGUCCAACUUCACUUUCAGCUUUGCUUCUAUAGUUCAUUCAAGUGUAGUGAAAUUGGCCAGUUGGAUGUCUACAAAUCAUAUGGUGCAAUAUAUAAGAAACCAUCAAGAGGGUGCACAACACUGAGUCUAUUAGAGGGAUGGUUGCAUGCCCAGGAAACAUCUAUCGCAGGGACAGAUUAUUAUGUAUCUUUGGAGUUAUUACUGAUUGGAUUGAUUCAAAAGUAGCAACGGGCCUCUGGGAUUCUUUCAGAUUUCUAAAUGCCCUAUUUCCAUGUCUUUCCAAGAAACCAGCUUCCUGCAAUCCUAAUGAAGGUGGAGAUUCUGAGUUGCCCAAAGCUGGAGUUCAAACUAAAUGAAUGUUGUCGAAUGAAAAAGUAGAACAUCACUUCUUGUGAAUACAGAUUUUGGGUGGUAGAGAAUGGAAUAAUGCACCACAACACGUUUCUUGUACAUCUUGCAAUGAUGUUCUUCCACAAUGAUCAAAAGAAACAAAGUAGUCAAAACUAAGCAAUGACACGAUUUUUCCUCACGGAGGAAGGUGAGGGAAAGGAAAGGAUGCAACCCAAUGAUCAUAAAGGACAGCACUCACAUUUCCAACUGGGCCCCGAAUUUCCCACCGGCUCGGAAAAUUCUAGCCCCAAAUUUGUAUACAUGCCCAUCAUCAAUAUUAGUAAUUGGUUUCUGACAGAUUUGCAACAAUUUAACACAACUACAAGGUUUAGUGUGAUGGGAGUGUCUGUGGUGGUCAAGAGUGCAAGGCAGGAUCCAUAAGAAAUAUCCAAAGUAGGCCUUUAUAGGAUUUUUUUAUUUUAGUAUAUUUUCAUAUUACAUAUUAUACACAUUACACUUCCCAAAUUACUGUUUAAACUUGAGGGGAAAAAAAGGUGUCAUAUGACAAUAUCUAACUAUAGUUUACCAAAAACUUCAUACAGAAAGAGUAUAACUCAACUCAGGAAGAAAUAUUUUUCCUA